Molecule: messenger RNA, 2902 nt
Organism: Parnassius mnemosyne (clouded apollo)
Lineage: Eukaryota; Metazoa; Arthropoda; Insecta; Lepidoptera; Papilionidae
Source: the annotation of a GenBank genome assembly
AGUUGUGAGAGAAGCGCGCUCGCCCGCGCCUGUGGUUUGUGGUUACUUUUUUUUAUUCAAAUCCUGUGUUGUGUUCGGAUACAAUGAGGCUAAUCUUUUGGGUUACAGCCUUGGCUGUGCUCAGCUUAACAAGCGCCAAAAACUCGACAGCGAAAACAAAACCGAAACGACAACUCGAUAAUAUACGAUCGCCGCAUAAUCUACAAUACUCCUUGGUACUCCCACAUUCAAGAGUUGCCCAUUUCCAAUCUACAUCGAGCAACCGCAGGAUUUCCAAUGUACCUAGAGGAAAACUUCCGCCUUACGCGGUGCAAAUGGAACCAGUCGUCCAAUAUUCCCAAAAGGAUCCUCUGUACGACCCGAGCCAUGAUAAUUUAGAUGAUGCCGUAAUAAACAAAAAUGAAAUCCAUGCUCAACCAAAAAUUCUGAACAUUCAUGAUCAAUCGUCCGAAGGCUCAUUUGGACCACCCUAUGGAGCAUUGCCGACUGCACCUUUGUAUAGUUAUGAACCACAACCUCAUUAUAUAGAUGCUCCUGAACCUAUAAUUGAAAUUAUAAUUAAAGAAUCCAAUGAAUCACUGCCAGCACCACCCCCACCACCAAUUCAAAAAAAGAAAAAGGAACCAGUUCACGUUUUCUACGUGAAAUACAGUAAAGACCCCCACUCUAAGGAUAAAGUUGUAUACGAGAAACCAAUACCAGCUAUAACACCACCUUCAAAUGAUGAAGACGAGCAUCAUGAGGAAUAUGUCACUGUAACUCCUGAACCUUUAUAUUUACCAACUCGAACGACUACUUUAAGAGCUAUUAUUAAGCCUGAAUCAGAAGUAUAUCAUAGCGACAGUAGUGUUAAGGUGACUUUCGGAAGUGAGGAAAGUCAUUACGAUGAUCGGCGAGAAGGAAACACACCGCACGAAGAUCGUGAAGAAACUGCCCCCAGACCUGCUAUUGCUUUACCAAAUGCGCACCCAAGUCCUCAAACCUAUGAGCAUUCUGCUUCUCCCCAGCCGCAAUAUCGCGAAUCAGCAAAUAGACCUAUAUCACAUUCUAGUCCUUUAACAGAGCAUCUAUCACAUACAUAUAGAUCUGGCACUCAACAUGCCCAAAAUCGAGUUCAGUUCCAGCAAUCUUUCUUGGCUAAUGACUACCGGUUACCAAGACAAGGCCCAUCUGUAGCACCGUUUAGAAAUCAGCCACAUUCUACUAGACAAAGCCCAUUUGCACCAUCCCCUCCAAUAAGCUCACAUCCAACCUUUCCAAAUGCUUCUCCAAGUUCCCACUUCACGAAUAUUGCUCCGACCAUUGCAGGUCCCAUUGGUCCUGCCUUACCUACGUCAUUAUCUAGACCUACAUUUCAUGCUCGUCCAAGCAACCCUCCAGCUUUUGCUUCUAGGCCACAUUUUAAUAAUCCCACGAGAACUACUUUCCACUCUGGACCGCAAAGACCAUUCCAUCAACCUCAACCUCAACCCCAAACAUAUUUCGAUGAACCUAAAUAUUUGCAAGAGAAUUAUCAUACUAUUACAACAGAACAGGUAGAACCACCUAAGGUUCAGUUAUUACCAACUCGACAGGCGCAAAACUUUAAUUCUAAGCCAAGUCCUAGUCCUUCAACUGCUCAUUUUUCAGAGAGUAGACUUCAACUGAUUCCGUAUAAUCAACAACUACCACAACAACGACCACCUCAGCAAUUUAAUUCAGUUUCAAAUAAGCCAUCAUUUUCUGUUUCGCCUAUUAGAUCGCCCUUCUUUAAUUUAAAACCGUCCCCUCCUCAUGUUGAAAAUAACAGAAUACCUUUCCAGGCACAUCAGUCCAUUCAACAACAACCUCAACAACAGUUUGGUUUCCAUCAGGGAGCCCAACCAUUAUCUGGACCAUCUAUUCAAUUAUCAGCCCAACAAAACCAUAACUCAUUCUCAGGUCAUGUCUCCCCUUCACCCUCACCUAUACCCCAAAGUCAAUUUCUUCCCCAACCAUCAUCUCCUCCUCUUUUUAGCUUUCAUCCCCAACCCUCACCAACACCCAACCAACAACAUAGUUUUCAUCAGCAGCAACAAUCUGUGAGUCCAUUCCAACAAUCACAAAGCCAAACGGAAAGACCUCCUUCAAACUAUCAAAAUAUUUUCCAAGGUCAAACAAGCCAUGAACACCAACAAACUGUAGGUCAAUUUAUACCCAAUGAUGGAGAAUUGGUACCUUCGAUACCUAAAUACGAACAACAUAUUACAGUCGACGGACGAAAUCCUCAAAGCAAUUUUGAAGGCUUAAGUGAAACUAAGCAAUCGACCCCUCCAUCUAUAACGCAUGCACAGAACUAUUAUCAGCAGCAGCAGCAGCAGCAGCAACAGCAACAGCAACAGCAGCAACAUCAACAACAACAUCAACAACAAACUCAACAACAACAUCAACAACAACAUCAUCAACAACAUCAACAACAACAUCAAUUACACCUGCAGCAACAGCAACAGGAACAGCAACAGGAACAGCAACGACAACAGCUUCAACACGAGCGACAACAACAACAACAAGAAAAUCAACAACAACAUCAAGCUUUUGACGCCGAACAGGAACAAGUUAGACAACAAUUAGCCCAAAACGUUAGAAAACAACAAGAAGAGAUACAUCGUCUACAGGCGCAACUGGAUUAUAAUCAACAAUUACACCAACAUCAACAGCAGCAACAUCAACAACAGCAACAACAACAAAAUCAGUUUGUGCAAGAUCAAUAUAAUCAGUACAGAAAUAAUUACAAUCAACAAGAAAGGUCUAGAGCUCAAACACAAUUUGUCUCAAGUACACAAGCUCCUUACUAUCAAUCUACUUCUAGGACCGUUGAAAUUAAACCGACUACACAAAAAUACGUUUCCUCCACCGUCAACUCCUUGCCAUCCACUUCAGAACC